AUGGCGUUCCUGCGGCAGACCUGGACACUGACGGCCAAGAACCUCAAGAUCGUCGUCGUCCGCCAUGCCUUCGCGACCUUCAUACGAGCCUUCCUCCUCCCCAUCCUGCUGGCCGCCUUCCUCAGCUUCGCCCGAAACCUCUUCGUCGUACCCGCGACAUACGGCAUAGGCGAACCGCACGCCGUCCGGUCCCUACAAGCCGGGCUCGAGGCCGCGAGCAGCACGAACCGCGGCACGGUGGCGUUUGUGAACAACGGACUGGCCGGCGGCGACAUCGACCGCGUCAUCGACUCGCUCUCGGACACGGUGACGGGCGCUGGGAAGAACGCCACGCGGCUGUCGCAAACACCUGAGCUGAAUUAUGCGUGCCGAAGCAGUUUGCGCGGCGUCUCGUCCUGCUACGGCGCAGUGGUCUUCCACUCGUCGCCGAACGAGGGGCCCGGUGGGUUGUGGAAUUACACGCUGCGCGCCGACGGCGCAUUGGGUACCAAGAUUGACGUGACCGAGGACCACAAUGACGGCGAGGUAUAUACGCUGCCGCUGCAGCGAGCGGUCGAUUCCGCCAUCGCAAGUCUUGCUACUGGUGCCAAUGGAGCGUCGUCGUUUCCGGCUACCACGGAAGAAUACCCGUUCACGACCUUGACGCAAGAAGAGCGCGCGCAGAGGAUUCGCCGCAUGUAUCAAUCUUCACUGACCAACUUCCUCGCUGUUGCCUUCAUCCUUGUCGUCAUUGGCGUAUGUUAUCAUAUGACGGGUCAUAUGGCGACUGAAAGAGAGAUUGGUAUGUCGCAACUGCUCGAUGCCAUGAUGCCGAUGAAGCACCGCUGGCAACCGCAAGUUGCACGGCUCUGGUCAUACCACAUCGCCUUUACCAUGAUUUAUCUCCCGGGCUGGGUCAUCGGCUCCAUAAUCAUUGCGCGUGGGGUCUGGGCUAACACCAGUGUGGCAAUUGUGCUCAUCUACUUCAUACUUGCCGGCCUUGCGCUGACAUCACUGUCCAUCCUCGGGGCGGCCUUCUUCAAGAGGUCGCAGCUCUCUGGUGUCGUUUCCACCAUAGUAUAUCUGCUGCUAGCCAUUCUAGCCCAGACUUUGACUUCGCCGAACACCGCUACCGUUGCCGUCCUGAGCUUGCUUUUCGCGCCAUGCAAUAUCGUCUGGUUCAUGACCUGGAUAGCGCGCUGGGAGCAGAAGGCAAUUCCGUCUGACUUGUUACGUACACCACCCAACAAUCCGUGGGACCUACCUGGAAUUGUUUUUUGGGUGUUCCUCGGCAUCCAGAUCAUCGUCUAUCCCGUAAUCGGCGUGUACCUGGAGCGAAUUUUCCAUAGCACAACCACCAAAGGUCGCACGAUCCUGCAAGGUCAAGCAGUUGAGAGUGCACCGGAUGACGCUGUUCGUCUCGAGGGGUUUACGAAGAUCUACAGCCCGAGCCCCUUCCGUCGAUUGUUCUCCUUCAUCUCAAAGCCGAAAGAGCCCGUGGUUGCAGUUGAUACGCUCACUUUCAACGCUCGAAGAGGACAGAUUCUGGCUUUGCUCGGAGCAAAUGGCAGUGGAAAGAGUACGACGCUGGACUCGAUUGCUGGCAUCAGCAAGUUGACCAGUGGAAAUAUCACCAUCGACGGUACUGGAGGUUUGGGCAUUGCUCCGCAGAAGAAUGUCCUCUGGGACGAGUUGACUGUCGAGGAGCAUAUUGGGAUCUUCAACCGGCUGAAAUCGCCCCUGAAUACCGCGUCGAAGCAGGAGAUACGCGAUCUUGUCACGUCAGUGGACCUCGGUCCGAAGGUCAAGGCUAAGUCCAAGACACUGUCAGGUGGCCAAAAACGAAAGCUACAACUGGGAAUGAUGUUGACGGGUGGAUCUGCGGUGUGCUGCGUUGACGAGGUCUCUUCGGGUAUUGAUCCCCUUUCCCGACGGAAGAUCUGGGACAUUCUUUUGGCAGAGCGUGGGCGACGGACGAUAAUAUUGACGACACAUUUCCUCGAUGAGGCGGACCUCCUCGCAGACCAUAUAGCCAUCCUCUCGAAAGGCACUCUCCGAGCUCAAGGCUCAUCUGUCGAACUCAAAGACAGACUCGGUGCCGGAUAUAGAAUCCACGUUUUCAACGCCAGGGACAUCAAGGAGUCUCCCGAGAUCGAAGGCGUCAAGCGCAAGAUCUCAUACGAUGUCAUAAGCUACCUAGCACCAACUUCGAGCCUCGCCGCCCAAGUCAUCCGAGCAUUGGAAAGCGCAGGAAUACACGACUACAAGUUUUCAAGUCCAACUAUCGAAGACGUAUUCCUGCAGGUAGCCGAGGAAGUCAACGGCGAGGAUGUCGUUAUGCCAACACCUGCAGUCAAGGAUGAUAAGCAAGCAAGCUCGGAGGAGAUUGUUGCUGUCAGCGAGUCUGACAAGGAUAAUGACCUUGAGUUGCUUUCAGGACGGCCGAUCGGCUUCUUCAAGCAAACUGGAGUACUCCUACUGAAGCGAUGCAUCGUCUUCAAAACAAAUUGGUUUCCCUACGUGGCUGCCCUUCUGAUUCCGAUAAUAGCUGCAGCCUUGGUCUCUCUGUUUGUCGUUGGCCAGCAGCCCCCGGGAUGUACCCCAACUGAACAGGACUCGGGUGGCUCCUCGGAUGACUUUACGGAUCUUUACAACAGUUUGUUCUUGGUCGCUGGCCCGUCGUCGGAGUUCAGCGAGGCAAGAGUCUUAAGUCUAUAUGCUCCUGUCUUCGCAGGAAUGAGGAGCACCCCUUCUGACAAUAGUGGAAGCAGUGGAAGCGACAGUGGAAGUGGUGACGAGGAUACGUUCACCCUUUUCGUUAAAAGUCUACACCCUGUCGACUCUCUGUCGGACUUCAACAAAUUUGUUGUGCAGAAUCGCAAGAACGUUACUCCCGCUGGCUGGUGGUUGGGGGAUGCAACCUCCCCACCGACUGUGGCUUACAAGGCAGAUUACGCAGAUGUCUACUCUACUGUAUUUGGCCAAAACGCACUUGAUAUCAUGCUGGCCAACACCAGCAUCGCGACGUCUUUUGCACCGUUCGAUACCCCAUGGAUCCCAUCGACUGGCGACUCCCUGCAGCUUAUGGUCUAUCUGGCACUUUGCCUUUCUGCAUAUCCGGCGUUCUUUGGUCUUUACCCAAACGUGGAGAGGCGUCGGAACGUCCGAGGUCUUCAGUACUCGAAUGGUGUACGCUCGCUUCCCCUAUGGGUAGCUUACACCACGUUCGACUUUGUGAUUGUGCUCGUCUCCUCAGCUAUUGUCACCGCCAUAUUCGCAGCAGCCUCGAACGUAUGGUACCAUGUAGGGUAUCUAUUCGUCGUCUUCAUGCUAUACGGUUUAGCAUCAACCCUGCUAUCGUAUGUCAUCUCCCUUUUCUGUGCGAAUCAGCUGUCCACCUAUGCCUUCUCGGCAGCUGGGCAAGCUGUGGGGUUUCUGGUCUACUUGAUCGCCUACCUGUCCACCCUCACCUACGCGCCGGUCACAACCAUAGACCAGUCCCUCCUUGUUGUUCACUUCGUCAUAUCGGCCUUUGUGCCCAUUGGCUCGGUUGUCCGCACCCUGUUUGUUGCCCUCAACCUCUUCUCGGCUACUUGCGAUGGUGAUCAGGUCCGGGGCUACCCUGCGCAUAUACUAGCUUAUGGUGGACCUAUACUCUACCUUGUCGUGCAGUCUGCCUUUCUGUUCGGCAUCCUGCUGUGGUACGACAGUGGUGCAGGUCGGACCUUGAUCAAUCGCGUCACUCAAAAAGCCAUCAAGCAGGAUGAUUCCGCCCCUGAAGAUGAAGAGGUUGCGAGUGAACUUGACCGCGUCACAAGCAGUCCGCAAGAAAGUGACGGGCUGCGAGUACUGCACCUGACCAAGACAUUCCGCAAGAAUACGGCCGUCGACAACGUUACUUUUGGCGUCCGACACGGCGAGGUGUUCGCCCUUCUCGGGCCCAAUGGUGCUGGUAAAUCGACGACUAUUUCGUUGAUACGCGGUGACAUUCAACCCAGCCUGAAUGGCGGUGAUGUCCUCGUCGAGAACACAUCUGUCAGCCGUCACCGGGCUGCGGCUCGAGCGCACCUGGGUGUCUGUCCGCAAUUCGAUGCUAUCGAUGCAAUGACCGUGCUCGAACAUCUGCGGUUCUACGCCCGCAUCCGCGGUAUCCCCGACAUCGAACACAACGUGCGAGCGGUUCUCCGCGCCGUCGGACUCGAGGCCUUCUCCACGCGCAUGGCGAGCGCUCUCUCCGGUGGAAACAAGCGGAAAUUGUCCCUGGGCAUUGCGCUGAUGGGAAACCCGAGCGUGGUGCUCCUCGACGAGCCGUCGUCUGGGCUCGACGCAGCUGCUAAGCGGAUCAUGUGGAGGACGCUCGGGACUAUCGUCCCCGGCCGAUCCAUCCUCCUCACAACGCACAGCAUGGAAGAGGCCGACGCGCUCGCCAACCGCGCCGGCAUCCUCGCCAAGCGCAUGUUGGCCAUGGGUACGAUCGAGAAUUUGCGCCAAAGGUUUGGCGACGCUAUACAUGUGCACCUCGUCAGCAAGACCGCGCCGCACUCGACGGACGAGGAGAUGGAGCGCAUGAGGACAUGGGUCGUCGAGGCCUUUCCCGGUGCUGUGGUUGAGCACAAGACGUACCAUGGCCAGAUGCGCUUCUCGAUCCCGGGCAGCGCUGUGGUGGGCGGAAGCGGAAGCGGAAGCGCCAUCGGCCGGCUCAUCGUUAGGCUCGAGGAGCAGCGGGAGGCGCUGGGCAUCGAGCACUUCUCGUGCACGCCGACGACGCUCGACCAGGUCUUUUUAACUAUCGUGGGGCAGCACAACGUCAAGGAGGAGGGCUACCACGCCGAGGCGAAGACGAAGCACUGCGCCCUAGUCAACCGGGAAUGGCUGGCGCCCAACUCCGCAGCUCUUGCGUUCGUCGCCAGGGGAGACGACGACGACAAGAAGGACGACGAGAAGAAGGACGACGACAAGAAGGACGACGACAAGAAGGACGACGACAAGCCAGAGGACACGGAGGAAAAGGACGACGACAAGCCAGUAGAGACGGAAAAGAACCCCGAUUCCUCGGACCCAGACGUGGAAAAGGCCAACUCGGAGGUGGAAAAGGCAGAAAAGGCCACAGGGCACAGGCGGUUGCGGAAGUACAGGCCGGUCGCCAAGGUCCAGACCAAGGACGGCAAGAGCUUGGGCAUCGAGUACAAAAAUGGCGUUAUUAUGUGGAUCAAGGGACCCAAGAAGGGGACCUGGACCAGAGUGACAGACGACUGA
This is a messenger RNA of Anthostomella pinea, 5235 nucleotides long. NCBI's taxonomy places the organism in Eukaryota, Fungi, Ascomycota, Sordariomycetes, Xylariales, Xylariaceae. The record is from the annotation of a GenBank genome assembly.